Molecule: messenger RNA, 543 nt
Organism: Cladophialophora carrionii CBS 160.54
Lineage: Eukaryota; Fungi; Ascomycota; Eurotiomycetes; Chaetothyriales; Herpotrichiellaceae
Exons: 2
Coding region: 1-543 (180 amino acids)
Source: RefSeq, a predicted model, not a curated record
AUGGCUCCCAAGGGCAGCAGAGUUUCGGCCUCAGCAAGCGGCGUGGGCGAUCCAAACUUCGAGUUCGUCAUGAGCGUCUUCAAGAACUGCGAACAAGUCAACCUCAUCAAGCCGGACUGGAACGAGGUCGCGAAGGAGCACGGCAUCAAGCACGGCCACAACGCUUCAUCCAAGAUCAAGUCUAUCGUGGAGCAUCACGGGCUCAUCUGGGAGAGAAACUCGAUCAGACCUGGCAGUGCCAUUGGCGACGGUGCGUUCAACGCCAAUGCCAAAGCCGCUGUCGGUGAGCCCAAGAUUGCCAAGGGUCGUGGACGCAAGCGCAAGCCCGAUGCCGACGCCGGUGACGACGGUGACGACGAUGAGAUUGCCGACACUCCCAGCUGUGGCAAGAACGGUAGCGUAAAGAAGGGGAAGAAAAGCCAGCCUGUCGUCAAGGCAGAGGAUAGUGGAAGCGAGGUGGAGGAGGUCCAGCUCAAGAAGGAAGAGAACAGUGAUGGAGUAAAGAAGGAGAAGAACGAGAACGAGAACGAGAACGACGGUUGA